This is a messenger RNA of Erigeron canadensis, 1017 nucleotides long. RefSeq names its product chaperone protein dnaJ 10. Bases 1 to 1017 code for a protein of 338 amino acids. The transcript is spliced from 9 exons. The record is from RefSeq and is a predicted model, not a curated record. Lineage: Eukaryota; Viridiplantae; Streptophyta; Magnoliopsida; Asterales; Asteraceae.
AUGGUGAAGGAAACUGAGUUUUAUGACAUCUUGGGAGUCAAGCCUGAAACAUCUGCAUCUGAAAUUAAAAAGGCUUACUACGUCAAAGCAAGGAUUGUUCACCCUGAUAAAAAUCCUGGGGACCCGAAAGCAGCCCAUAAUUUCCAGGUGCUUGGAGAGGCUUACCAGGUUCUAAGUGAUCCUGAGAAGCGUGAAGCAUAUGACGAAAGAGGAAAAGAAGGAGUAAAGCAGGAGGUAAUGGUGGAUCCUGCAGCUGUUUUCGGUAUGGUAUUUGGUAGUGAUAUGUUUGAGGAUUAUAUAGGGGAGCUGUAUAUGGCUUCAAUACAGACUGUAGAGCUUGAAGAGGAGUCGAAGAUUCCAGAAGUUCGCAGAGCCAAAAUCCAGGCAAGGAUGAAGGAAUUACAAAAAGAGAGGGAAACUAAGCUCAUAGCAAUUUUGAAUGAUCGCCUUCGACCAUUUGUUGAAGGCCAAACAGAGGAGUUUGUAACCUGGGCGACGUCAGAAGCUAAACGUCUUUCACCAGCAACUUUUGGCGAGGCUAUGUUACAUACCAUUGGCUACAUCUACACAAGACAGGCUGCAAGAGAACUGGGAAGGGAUAGAAGGUAUAUGAACGCCCCGUUUAUAGCAGAAUGGGUGAGAGAUAAAGGACACCAGGUUAAAUCACAAGUUGCAGCUGCUUCAGGUGCCGUUCAUUUAAUUAAUACGGUUGUGGAAUUGAAAAGGUUGAACGAAUCAAAAGCCAAUGAAGAAGAGAUAAUCAAAGCUAUAGAGAAUAGAAAGGAUGCAAUGCUCAAUUCCUUGUGGCAACUAAAUGUUGUAGAUAUUGAAACAACCUUAUCCCAUGUCUGUCAAGCGGUUCUAAGAGAUUCUAGCGUUUCAAAAGAUAUACUCAAGCAGCGGGCUAGAGCAAUGAAGAAGCUUGGAACCAUAUUUCAAGGAGCAAAGUCGAACUACCACAGAGAUAACAGUUUGCGUGUGGCCAAUCCGGCUGCGUCAUCUUCUUCAUCCAAAUAG